Molecule: messenger RNA, 1257 nt
Organism: Aplysia californica (California sea hare)
Lineage: Eukaryota; Metazoa; Mollusca; Gastropoda; Aplysiida; Aplysiidae
Product: ultraviolet-B receptor UVR8-like
Exons: 7
Coding region: 46-1233 (395 amino acids)
Source: RefSeq, a predicted model, not a curated record
GGCAAACGGAGUUGUGAGCUCGAUUUCUGCUUUUGUCGAUUUGUAAUGGAAACAAUAUAUGGUUGUGGAUCAAACCAUUUCUCUCAACUCACCAUUGCUGCAAAUUGCGAUGACUCAGAUGACAAGCUUCAGUGUCAUGAUUGCUACAAGAUCCCAGUGCCUCUACACAAACUGAGUGAAACAGAAACCUUGCUGAAAUCUGCUUUUACAUGGUCCCGCUUCAUUGCUACUUUUCAAACUGGAGACAGUGUUGUUACACAUGUUUCGGGAUUCACAGCUCCGAAAGAUUCAAGCCUUCACUCAGAUCCUGCACAUGAUAGUAUUGUUGCGUCCCCACUUAAGUACCCAGAUAAAAUGAUCACAGCUGUGACAGAUGCAGAUAUUUAUAUGUGUUGCCAAAGGGAUUCAUUGCCAUCACACAUAUUGAAAGACGGGGACAGUGAAAUUAUUCCUGUUCACAUAGAAAAGGACAAAGAUGAGGAAAUACUGGUCACUGCUGCUGCUGGUGGUCAUAAAGACCUCUAUUUAGCAUAUGAUGAACUUAGUUUUGGAAAAGUUUCUGUUGCCAGAGAAACAAAUACUGACCAUGAGGAGAGUAACACCAAGAACUUGUCUUUGACCUUACAGCUGUUUCCUAUUGAUUCUGGACUGAGCAUCUCUUUUGUGAGUUGUGGCAAGGAACAUGCUCUCCUGCUGAGCAAGCAUGGAACUGUGUACAGCUAUGGACUUGGGAGUCGAGGUCAACUUGGGCAUGGCACAGUUGAAAAGGAACCCACACCAAGGUUGAUUGAAGCCCUAGAAGGUUUGAAGGUCAAAACUUUGUCAGCGGGAGGCUGGCACUCUGCUGCAGUAGCAGAAGCAGGAGACUUAUACACUUGGGGAUGGAAUGAAAGUGGUCAGUUAGGUCAUCCUGCCCUAAGUCUGUCAAGUGAAAGAGGAAGCCGGAGAACCUCCAUUUCUGAAGAUGAUGUUGUCGGUAUACAAGCAGAGCCGAGAUGUGCGUUUGAUCUGACAACAGAGCAGAACAUUUCACAUGUCUCUUGUGGGUCAAGGCACACACUGUGUCUUACAGAAAGUGGAAAAGUCUUUGCCAGUGGCUGGAAUGCCUAUGGUCAGCUUGGCCUUGGUCAUCUCAAUCCUGUGGACAAAUUUACCCUAGUGGACAAGAUCAAAGGAACCUGCACCAGAAUAUUAGCAGCACAGUGGAAUUCUCUCUUUGUUUGUAAGGUUUAGUUAAAUAAAACAUUUUUGUGAAAA